Messenger RNA from Maudiozyma saulgeensis, 942 nucleotides. Lineage: Eukaryota; Fungi; Ascomycota; Saccharomycetes; Saccharomycetales; Saccharomycetaceae. The record is from the annotation of a GenBank genome assembly.
AUGAAUUGCAGCGUACUGGUCCUAGGUGCUGGUGGACUUGGAUGCGAGAUCCUUAAGAAUUUGGUGAUGUGCAAUGUCUCAUCCAUUGACAUUAUAGAUAUGGAUACCAUUGAAUUGACAAAUUUAAAUCGACAAUUUCUUUUCUCCGAUCAGGAUAUCGGGAAACCAAAGGCUACGACGGCAAUUAAAUACAUUAAGACACAUUUUCCAAACUUACCAAUUAAAUUAAAUCCAUUGGUUUGUGAUUUAACUACUUUAAAUAAUGAAUUUUAUGAAAAAUUCGAUUUUAUUAUAUCUGGAUUAGAUGCCAUCAAACCGAGAAGAUUCGUUAAUGAAAUUAUAGCUCAAAUAGCUCAUAAAACAUCAUUUGAAAAAGUUAUACCCUUCAUUGAUGGUGGUACAGAGGGAUUAAAGGGUCAUGUAAAGACUAUAAUACCUGGUUUUACUGCAUGUUGGGAAUGUUCAAUCAAUACAUUACCUAAAGGUCAAGAUAAUUUACCGAUGUGUACAAUCAUUAAUAAUCCACGAAAUUUAAAACAUGUUAUCGAAUAUAUAAUUACAAUUAUAUACCCUUUGGGUUCCAUCAAGUGGGAAGAAGAUUCUAUCGAAGACAAUACUGAUAAGAUAUAUCAAAAUAUAUUGGAUGCAUCUUUCAAAAGAGCUAAAGAAUUUAAUAUUGAUACAAAUGAAUUGAAUCUUGCGUACGUAAUGGGAGUCAUCAAAAGAAUAAUUCCCAGUGUAAGUUCAAUGAAUGCAAUGAUUGCAGCUAACACAUGUAAUGAAUUUCUAAAGAUUUAUCAUGACCUAAUAGACGUAACUGAUUCUGGUAACAUCCAGGCAAACAAUUUUACCAUCCUAAAUGGUGCGGAUGGUUGUUUCUCCUACAGUUUCCAAUAUGAAAGACUGACAGAUUGUCCCGUAUGUUCGAAACUAUAUUCCUAG